Zingiber officinale is the source of this 4021-nucleotide messenger RNA. RefSeq names its product probable E3 ubiquitin ligase SUD1. Bases 164 to 3511 code for a protein of 1115 amino acids. Gene Ontology annotation, molecular function: zinc ion binding. The transcript has 9 exons. The record is from RefSeq and is a predicted model, not a curated record. Gene Ontology annotation, cellular component: endoplasmic reticulum membrane. NCBI's taxonomy places the organism in Eukaryota, Viridiplantae, Streptophyta, Magnoliopsida, Zingiberales, Zingiberaceae.
UUCCUUUGAAGCCCCUCGUAUCCUGAACCUUCGCAUCUCUUUCGUCGGUCCUUUUUCCUUCGCUGGAAGGGAACGCGAAAGGGAAACCAACCAAAUCCAACCAUUCCCCGGCCGGCCGUGGGCGGAGGCGAUUGCUGGCGAGAUAUAACUAGAACGGCGGGCCAUGGAGGACACCUCCGAUCACCCCCUCCUUUCCCUUUCCGGCGACAGGCAGACCGCCGUGGACCGUCCUUCGUCUUCCGCUGCGGAUUCGCCGCCGCGGCCACCACCUCCUCCUCCUACUAGUACUACCACGGCCUCAGGAGCCUCCAGGUAUGACGACGACGACGACGAGGGGGACGUGUGCCGGAUCUGCCGCAACCCGGGGGACUCCGACAACCCCCUUCGGUACCCUUGCGCGUGCAGUGGGAGCAUAAAGUUCGUGCACCAGGACUGCCUCCUCCAGUGGCUUAACCAUAGCAACGCGCGUCAAUGCGAGGUCUGUAAACAUACUUUUUCUUUCUCUCCCGUGUAUGCUGAGAAUGCUCCUGCAAGGCUUCCUCUUCAGGAAUUUGUUGUUGGAAUGGCAAUGAAAGCAUGUCAUGUUAUGCAAUUCUUCAUGCGGCUUGCUUUUGUUCUUUCUGUUUGGCUCCUUAUGAUACCAUUUAUCACAUUUUGGAUUUGGCGCCUGACCUUUGUGAGGAGUCUUGGUGAAGCUCAAAGGCUAUUUUUGAGCCAUCUAUCUGCACCUGUAAUACUCACAGAUUGUCUGCAUGGUUUUCUACUUUCUGCUAGCAUUGUGUUCAUUUUUCUCGGGGCAACCUCCUUGAGAGAUUAUUUUAGACAUUUACGUGAACUUGGCGGACAUGAUGCUGAGAGAGAUGAUGAAGGUCAGGAAAGGAAUGGUGCUCGUGCUGUUAGGAGGCUUCCUGGUCCAGUUAAUAGGAAUGCUGCUGGUGAUAGAAAUGCUGAAGAUGAUGGUGGAGCUCAAGGAAUUGCUGGGGCUGGCCAAUUAAUUAGAAGAAAUGCAGAGAAUGUUGCUGCUCGACUGGAAAUGCAGGCUGCUCGUCUUGAAGCUCAAGUUGAACAGAUGUUUGAUGGACUAGAUGAUGCUGAUGGUGCUGAAGAUGUGCCAUUUGAUGAGCUUGUAGGAAUGCAAGGGCCUGUGUUUCAUUUGGUCGAAAAUGCUAUCACGGUGCUGGCAAGCAAUGCUAUCUUCCUGGGUGUUGUCAUUUUUGUUCCUUUCUCAUUAGGGAGGAUUUUUCUCUAUUACAUCACGUGGUUCUUUUCAUCAGUUUCUAGCCCAUUGGCGACGAAAAGGUUGCCCAUUUCAGAAUCAGCUCUCUCAGUAGCCAAUAAUACAUUGAAGAACGGACUGAUUGCUAUGAAGAACUUGUCGACCGAGAACCAUACUGAUGGUAUCUUGAACUGGAUGGUUGCAGCGGUUAACGGAUCCCAAAUAAUGAAUGUCACUGGAACAAAUGAGGUCUCUAAUACUGUUGGCAGGUCCAUUGCCACGGAUCUGCUCAAGGGAACAAUUGCUGGAUCCUCCCAUCUUUCUGAUGUGACUACGCUUGCAGUAGGCUAUAUUUUCUUAUUCUGCUUUGUUUUCUUUUAUCUUGGGCUUGUUGCUUUGAUACGAUAUAGUAGAGGUGACCGCAUUAUAUUUGGGAGGCUAUAUGGUCUACUUGCAGCAGCAGAAGCAAUUCCUUCUCUCCUUAGACAAUUUCUUGCAGCAAUGAGACAUCUAAUGACGAUGUUUAAGGUUGCAUUUUUGUUGAUUAUCGAAUUGGGAGUCUUUCCGUUGCUGUGUGGGUGGUGGCUUGAUGUGUGCACCUUGAAGAUGCUGGGGACAACAAUUACUCAAAGAAUUGAAUUCUUUUCGGCCUCACCAUUAGCUAGCUCCUCAAUCCACUGGCUUGUUGGCAUAGUUUACAUGCUCCAAAUCAGCAUUUUUGUCAGUCUUCUCAGAGGGGUACUGAGGAAUGGAGUUCUAUAUUUCCUGCGGGAUCCAGCAGAUCCAAACUAUAAUCCAUUCCGUGACCUCAUUGAUGAUCCAGUGCAUAAACACGCACGGCGUGUUUUACUCUCUGUUGCUGUUUAUGGCAGUCUGAUAGUGAUGCUUGUCUUCUUACCUGUGAAGCUCUCUAUGCGCCUUCUGCCUUCCAUAUUCCCUCUGGACAUAACUAUUUCUGAUCCAUUCACGGAAAUUCCUACGGAUGUUCUACUGUUCCAAAUUUGCAUACCAUUUGCUAUCGAGCAUUUUAAAUUACGGACAACAAUAAAAUCUCUUUUGCGCCAUUGGUUUACUGCAGUUGGUUGGGCACUUGGUCUGUCUGAUUACUUGUUACCACGGGCGGAGGUUAAUGGAACUCAAGAUGCUGGCAACAUUGAACCAGUUAGACGAGAGAGAUUACAUGAUGCUCAUCUAGGUGGACCUCGUCAGAAUGAUCUACGUAUGGUGCCAAGAAUUGCUGAUGGUGAUCAAGGUAGGGGUGAUAUCAUUGGAAACACAGAUGUGGCUGAAGAAUCUGAUGCAGACGAUCAGGCAGAUUCUGAGUAUGGUUUUGUACUCCGCAUUGUCUUCUUGCUGGUAUUGGCAUGGAUGACUCUUUUGAUUUUCAACUGCGCAAUGAUCAUCCUUCCUGUCUCCCUCGGUCGUGCACUAUUUAAUGCCAUUCCUAGGCUUCCAAUUACUCAUGGCUUCAAGUGCAAUGAUCUCUUUGCUUUCAGUAUUGGCUGUUACAUCAUCUGUACUGUAGCUGUUGGAGUAAGGUAUUCUGUCGAUUACAUCAAAACCCGCAGAGUACAUGUUUUGCUUUUGCAGAUAUGGAAGUGGUGCGAAAUUAUAGUGAAGAGCUCUGCCCUUUUGUCGAUAUGGAUAUUUAUCAUUCCAGUACUAAUUGGCCUCUUGUUCGAGCUUCUGGUGAUCGUUCCUCUGAGGGUUCCCGUGGAUGAAAGCCCAGUAUUUCUCCUCUACCAAGACUGGGCUUUAGGGCUCAUCUUCCUGAAGAUCUGGACUCGCUUGGUGAUCUUAGAUCAGAUGGCGCCAUUAGUUGAUGAAAACUGGCGUCGCAAAUUCGAAAGAGUAAGAGAGGAUGGCUUCUCACGGCUGAGGGGUCUGUGGGUGCUACGUGAAAUUAUGAUUCCGAUCAUCUCAAAGCUUCUGACGGCGCUCUGCAUUCCCUAUGUCUUUGCAAAAGGCAUCUUCCCCGUCUUUGGUUAUCCGUUGAUAGUGAAUUCUGCUGUGUACCGUUUCGCAUGGCUGGGAUGCCUCCUGUUCAGUUUGUUCUGCUUUUGUGCGAAGAGGUUCCAUAUCUGGUUCACCAACCUUCACAAUUCCAUCAGGGACGACAGGUAUCUUAUCGGGCGAAGGUUGCAUAACUUUGGUGAAGCAAUUACAGGCGAUCAAGAGUCGAGACCCAAUGGUCAGGAGUCGAACUCCACAAAUGCUGGUUUAAUUCUUCAUGAACAAGAGGUUGACAUGGGGUUGAGGCUUAGACGAGCUAAUCAGCGCCAGCAUGUGAGGUAGGGUUUUGAGCUGGAAGAUACAUUAGGCCAUCGCCUUUGCUGAUAAUUUGUGUUUAAGUUGCUAGUUCGUUAUACACCACAUCCCAUGAACGUUGAAGGUUGUAAUACGAUGGACUUAAUGAAGUAGUUACUUGCCGUGAUACAUCUCAGUCUGGUGGCCCUUCCUCCCUGAUAUUGAUGACUCUCAGUUGGUCCAUGGUUUUCACUAUCGAAUACCAAUUUGUGUGAGCAUCUGGUGCUGUUGUAAGUAGGGUUUCAUAAGAUUUUUUGGUAGAAGUCGUGCAGUUUUCAACACAAUAUGUAAUUCUCGUUAAAGGAAUUUCAAUUGUAUUGUGUUUGCCAGGAGACGAAUUCUGUAGAUCAACGCAUAGCUCCUUAGGAAUGUGAUCUAUCUUAAUCCGUUUCCUCCUUCAGUGGGCAUCGAUUGGAUGCUGAAAUGGAAUAAUGUUGUGUAUAUAAAUUUUUGGUUUAUGCUUUGUAGAGUGGAAUAAGAUAUGCAAUAUUUUUUUAA